AGAUAUCACAAGUGAUGAUUAUUUUGAAAAGAUAAUGCCUUAUCGGAAAAUUAUCCCGGAGGAUAUCGAAAUAGAAAUUUUGGCAUAUUACCUUAAAAAUUCUACUCCACAACUUAUCAAACUUUUGCCUCCGAGACACUCAAUUGACUCUAACAUUAUAAAUUACGAAUGCACUAACAAUUGGAAUGAUAACGUCAAUAUUAUCAAAAAAAAAACAUGGGCGCGAUUUGUCAAUAAUACACGUAAUUCGUAUAAUGUAUCUGUAUUUUCCAUUGAUGAUAAAAGUGUUCCUGAAAUUUCAUGUAUAAGUUCAAUGAGCCAAAUAACAUAUCAAGCUAAUGGUGGACCUUAUUUCAAUAAUUACUUAUAUAUCAGCAACAACUGCGAUCACAAUUCAUUGAGCUGGUAUAAAAAAGAUGGUUUGGACGACUAUGAACCAUGCCAUUUUUUAGUAGACGAAUAUGAAGUAUUUCACAUUCGAAAUACGAGCUAUAAUUGGUGA
Molecule: messenger RNA, 502 nt
Organism: Ambispora leptoticha
Lineage: Eukaryota; Fungi; Glomeromycota; Glomeromycetes; Archaeosporales; Ambisporaceae
Source: the annotation of a GenBank genome assembly